Molecule: messenger RNA, 567 nt
Organism: Dovyalis caffra
Lineage: Eukaryota; Viridiplantae; Streptophyta; Magnoliopsida; Malpighiales; Salicaceae
Source: the annotation of a GenBank genome assembly
AUGUCGCUGGUACCAUGGUUCGGUUGGGGCCGUGGAGGGGACCGUGAUUGGUUAACCUCCGAAUUGUGGGACCCCUUUGGCGCUGGAUUAGGUUUGGAUCGUGGUGAUCGUGGCGGUGACCGCGACGACACCACGGCCUUAGCUCUGGCUAAUGCUGAUUGGCGCGAGACUGACGAAGCUCAUAUCUUUCGUGCUGAUAUACCUGUAGGGAUUUGUGCCCUAGUUUCACCUGGAUGUGAGCUAGCAAGGACCGUACUAUCUAAGCUACAUGGGUAUUUUAAUGUAUUUGAUCGCAGGGGUGAAGAAAGAGGAGGUCAAGGUGCAGUUGGAAGAUGGCAACAUACUGCAGAUACGUGGGGAGAGGUGAAGGAGCACGAGGACAAGGGUGACAAAUGGCACCAUGUAGAGCGCCGACGCGGCAGCUUUCGUAGGCGGUUCAGGCUCCCGGAGAAUGUCAAAUUGGACGAAAUCAAGUGCAACCUCCAGAAUGGGGUGUUGACUGUGGUUGUGCCCAAGAACGAAACCCAGGAGAGCCAAAAGAAUGUCAAAGCCAUAGACGUGGCUUAG